CUUGUCGUCAGGACACGCCUCUCCCCCGCUCGGAGAGGAAGAGCACAAGGGGAGAGGGAGGGGCGUUGUCCAAAGCGCCUUGUAUAUAUUAAAUAAAUUGAACCCUGCAGAGACAUGCUGUCGACUUGCAGUGGGCGGGAGUGCUUGUCGUGCCUUCGUUUGAUAUCCAGCAAGAGGAGGACAUGCAUCCAGACAGGUGAGACUUGGAAAACAGCAAGAAAGAAUACACAACAAGAGACUGCACUGAAGCCUGUACUGAAGCCUGCAUGUGUGACUGAAGGCUAUGCCGAAGCAUGUGUUCAUACAGAGCUAGUUUCGAGAACCUCGGUGAACCUACCAAUUUGGCACAGCCAUCUGCCCCUUUCAAGUUGAGUCUUGCUCAGGGCAUUGAUAUGCUUGCAAGCAGACUGUCUGGCCUUCUCGAAUGAGUGUACAACCAGACAUGUUCUAAGACCAGUUGUUGAUUGGCUGGAUGCUGGAGUUCCUGACUGGGAUUCCGUGGGUUUCCGUGAUGUCGUUGACCAUGCUACAAGAUGAGGGGCCUUGUGAGCUUGUUGAUGAGAGGCUUCGGGCUGAAGAGGAAAAGUGCUGGCCUGUCGCGACAUGAAAGACGGUCGUCGCAGAUGGAAAGUCUGUAUGUGUUUGUGUGAGGAUGGCUCGUCGCAAAGCCCGUCAUACGGAGGAAGGUGGGCUGUCCUGACAUGAGCGCGGACGCCGAGCAUCGUCUUGGUCUCUCACUUUCCUUGACCAUAUCGUCUCGGCGACAGCCCUCGACGACCUUUUCUUCGUCGUUUGAAGCAUUUGAAGCAGUCUAAGCCAUCUUGGACCGUGAAGCGGCUGGGAAACGGAGUUUUUCUGCCGUGUUGUUGUGCUCCUUCCUCCUACAAGAAACCCCUCCCACUUCUCAACUCUUCUCACUUUUUCACCAUCUUUACCACUCUCCCCCUCCAUCCCACAACCACCUUGGUCUCUCUUUAUCCAUCUCAAUCACCUUCAUCCUUACUCCCUACCAUCUCUACAUUCCUUUCUGAGCAUCAGCUCCUCAUCAUCAACUCUGGGACAGACAUCAUGUCUCCUCGUCGUGGCUCCGCUACGGCUUCCAGCCCUCACUCAGAACACGACACUACCUUUCACGGAACCCCUUCCACCAACACUACCUCCUUCACUCCUGCAACUGGAUCCAAGUGCUACAGAAAGCCAACCGUUGAGGAUGAAGAUGUCAUCUACCACAAUCACUGGGACAAAGCUCGUGACGCCGCCAAGCAUGGACCAGUCAAGCGUACCAUUGUCACCAAACCUGCUGGUUCCUUGGGUGAUGAUGUCUUUUUGACCGCGCCAACUUCUGGCAAUGUUCCUCAACUGUCGCCAACUGCCCAGGUCUUCAAACCCAAGUUCACUCCUCGUGCUGCUCCACCUCGCGCCAACCGCACUCAUGCCUUUGCUCCCUCGCAUGGCACAAAGGUUGUCGGACUGGAUUACUACCCAUCAAAGAACAUUGUUCCCAACGCAAACAAUCCUGGAGUAAGAUCCCUACUUCAGGACAGCAUUCCAGACUCCAAACCGAAGUCCUUGGCUGACAUGCAGGCUCCUGUCUUGCAGGCUCGUGAUCCCCGGUCCUACAUCAAACCAAUUGGUGGUACGCUUGACACUGACAUCGAGGUGUACCUCGAUCGUUUGGGAGUAUGGAACAUCAGUCACAUGGAUUUCAUGAUGAAUGCCAGUGGCAAAUACAUCAACGAUGUGCACUUCACAGAAGGAGUCUUCAGCACCGAUGAAAAUGCCGUCCGUGCUUUUGCAGUCAUUGGCGUCCCUGCGGACUUCCGCUCUCGUCGCAUUGCCGAAGCCUUCAAGCUCCAGGACUUCCCUUCGCUCAAGACCAUCAAUGCUGCUCAAGUUGUUGGUGGUGGCCUCUUCACCGUCGCCUUCUCGGACGUUCGUGAUACGAAGAAGGCAUGGGACGUUGCUGCCAAGUUGAUUCCUCACACUCGUAUCUUCCCCAUGGCCCCAAGAGCUGUUGCUGCAGAUCAAGGUUACAACCCAAGUCACGUUAGCGACUUCGAAGGACAACUCAUCGUCACUGUCUACUACAACGGAAACCCGAACUUCAAACAACUCGAGGCUGCACCAAUUGUCGCUGAGAUCAAACGUCUCCUUGCUCAAUGCGGUGAAGUCAAGGCCAUGCAUACCUUGCCUUCGACCCAACUCCACUGCCGUGACUUCCGUGUCGAAUACUUCGACUCCCAGGCUGUUCCCUGUGCCAGAGAUGUCAUCAGUGGCACCAUUCUCGAGGGUGGCGCUGUUCUUCAUGCCGAAGCAUACUCUCCUGACAUUGUCUUCCAUGCCGACGAUGUUGAAGCUCCUUUCGAACAGCUGUCAAUUACUGGUCGAUCUACUGUCCCGGUUGACGAAGACUACGAUCGUCUUGCCUACGCCAUCACUCGUGAUGUUCUUCGCAAUGGCCGUCGUCUCAACAAUGCGAACCACAAUGCUGUCGACAUUGCUCGAAUUCAGUCGGGCAUGGAUGUCCGCACUACGAUCAUGUUGCGCAACAUUCCAAACCGUGUUGAUCAGGCCAUGCUGAAGGAGAUUGUCGAUCAAACCAGCUUUGGGCGAUAUGACUUCAUGUAUCUUCGCAUUGACUUCGCCAACAACUGCAAUGUCGGCUAUGCUUUCAUCAACUUCGUCGAUGCGCCUUCUAUCAUCCCAUUUGUCCUUGCUCGGGCUGGAAAACGUUGGAAUUGCUUCAACUCUGACAAGAUUGCUGAGGUCUCCUAUGCGACUAUUCAAGGCAAAGACUGCUUGGUCCAGAAGUUCCGAAACUCUUCCGUCAUGCUCGAACAUCCAGCCUUCCGUCCCAAGGCAUGAAGCACCCAUCCUCGACAUCGAUGUGAAGCUGACUGUUUUGCAGCUGUACAUCGCUGGCAAUGUCCCGGAUGCUGGUCAAGAAGAGAAGUUCCCUACGCCUGACAACCACUCCAAGAUGCGUCGCUCGGUCGAAAAUGCUGAACAUGUUGGUUUGUACAUCCCCAGAACCCUGGCCCCUGCUGUUCGGCACCCCGACCAAUCCCCACCUCUUGAGUUCGGUCGUCGUUUCUUGAGACGUACUGCCAAACCCUCUGAGACUCGUCGUCGCAACGGCUUCUAUCUUCCCCCUGCCCGUGGAGAUACAUUGUACCCUUCCGAAGUCCCAGACUCUCCUCCUCCUCGACCAUCACCAAGACGUCGCCGUCCCGUGUCGUCCUUGGUUGAUACCAACAGUCCCUAUGACCCAUUUGCUGGCAACCCUCGCCCAUUCUCGUCUUUUCGCUCCUAAGCAAGGUCAAGCAUACCGCGAGGAACAACGUCGUCGUCGUUCUCAAUUCGACCGCGGUACACCAGGAGCUGAACAUGAAUUGGACAUGAGUCGUCUUCGUGUUGACGAUAUCCCGGCUGGUCCGCCGCGCUUCAGACGAUACCUUCCGCAUUACUAGGUCGACGCUAUGGUGGCGCUGGACGUCUUACGGGUUUCAGGUCACAAGUCGUUGGUUCAGAAGUUGUUGGUGGUUCUCGACGUUGAGGUCUGGAAAGUCAAGUCUUUGCCGGUGGGCUUGGAUGCUUCCUCCCUUGCCUUGUGGUUUGGGUCAUGGCACUUGGUCUUUCGAUCCUGGGCACACCAUCAUGUGUCAUCAUUCCCCCAGUUCACUCAUCGCUCGACAAUUUCCCCUGGUGUUAUGUCACCACUGCCCUAAUACUGCAAGUUUUCUUUUCUUCGAAUAUGGCUUGAGCUCUGCACAAGAAUGUGUCACAGGAACAUGGCAGAUGGAAUGGUUCUUCAUGGAAAAGUCAUGUAUUCAGACACUUGUCGAUGGCGAGAUGAGUGUCCCUGCAGUGUAUGAUCACCGUAGGUGAUCCAUUAGUUAGACAGAAAAAAUUGAC
Messenger RNA from Exophiala xenobiotica, 3915 nucleotides. RefSeq lists its product as hypothetical. The transcript is spliced from 11 exons. NCBI's taxonomy places the organism in Eukaryota, Fungi, Ascomycota, Eurotiomycetes, Chaetothyriales, Herpotrichiellaceae. Gene Ontology annotation, molecular function: RNA binding. The record is from RefSeq and is a predicted model, not a curated record. Bases 1069 to 2865 code for a protein of 598 amino acids.